Molecule: messenger RNA, 1348 nt
Organism: Anoplopoma fimbria (sablefish)
Lineage: Eukaryota; Metazoa; Chordata; Actinopteri; Perciformes; Anoplopomatidae
Gene: olfml3b
Product: olfactomedin-like 3b
Exons: 3
Coding region: 29-1198 (389 amino acids)
Biological process (GO): signal transduction
Source: RefSeq, a predicted model, not a curated record
GGAGCUAAAGAGACUGAGCUGACACAAAAUGAGAGGACUCGUUGUCUUGGUUACUUUGGCCUGCUUUGCCAGCGCCCAGCACCAAGCACUGAUUGACUACUUGGAGCAGAGGCUUCUCGCUAUUGAGGACCGGAUCUCUCUGUGGCAUGAACAGACCGCCCGCUACGCCUCUGAGCUUCGGGCUUUGAAGCAACAGAUGGUUUCCCAGCUAGAGACCCUGGAUAAAGAGAAAGAGACACUGAGAAUGAAUCUGGACGGUGUGGGGACGAGGGUGGAUCGGGUUGAGCGUGAGCUGGACUACCUGGAGACCCAGAACGGAGCUCAGCCAUGUGUGGACGUGGACGACAAGCUGAUCGAGCAGCAGGUGACACUGGUGAAGGAGAAGCACAAGGCCAAGUAUUCAAAACUAUCAGACUGCAGCGUCAUGAUCUCCAGCAUAAAAGCAAUGAAGAUCUUGAAGCGAGUCGGAGGGACAAAGGGCAUGUGGACCAAAGACACCAGCAGAGGCUCUGGGAAGGUCUACAUUUUCAACGGGACGGAUGAAGACACCAUCCUGGAGUUUGCCUCUGUGCAAGACUUCUCCCGCUCGCUGGGCAUGUCUCUGUCAAAAAACCUGAAGCUGCCGUCCGCCUGGAGGGGAACAGGACAUGUUGUCUUCAACAACUACGCAUAUUAUAUAACUCAGGCCGAGGAGAUAAUGAUGGUUAAAUUUGACAUGAAGAACAGCUCUGUGACGGACAGCGCAGUCUUCCCAGUGCAGGACCACGUCCCUGUGUACGGCCUGACCCCCGAGACAGUGAUGGACCUGGCUGUGGACGAGGAAGGCCUGUGGGCCAUUUAUGCCACGCGGCAGAACGAGAGGUACAUCUCUUUGGCGAAAAUGGACGCCAACUCGCUGGACAUUGAGCAAAUGUGGGACACAAACUGUCCAAGAGAGAACGCGGAGGCGGCCUUUGUCAUCUGUAGCACUUUGUAUGUGGUGUACAACACCAAGCAGCCCGGGCGUUCACGUGUCCAGUGUGUGUUUGACGUCAAUGGUAUGGUGACCAACGAAGACGCACCGCUGAUUUACUUUCCAAAGCGUUACGGAUCACACUCCAGUCUGAAGUACAACCCGCAGGAGCAGCUUCUCUAUGCCUGGGAUGAUGGCUACCAGAUCCUGUACAAGCUUAUCAUGAAAAAGAAACUAGAGAUUUGAGCUAAAUAAAAAACCGUACCUUCCUCCCACAUCUACCACAAACCACACCCAAACCCCCUGGAAGUACCAUACCAGUGAUUUUUACAAGUUUUGGCUCCUAAACUAUAAAACAUGUACUAAUUAUUACUGCUAAACAUUUUUACUGCAUGC